Messenger RNA from Zingiber officinale, 2514 nucleotides. RefSeq names its product receptor-like protein EIX2. Gene Ontology annotation, molecular function: receptor serine/threonine kinase binding. The record is from RefSeq and is a predicted model, not a curated record. Bases 1 to 2514 code for a protein of 837 amino acids. NCBI's taxonomy places the organism in Eukaryota, Viridiplantae, Streptophyta, Magnoliopsida, Zingiberales, Zingiberaceae. The transcript has a single exon.
AUGACAGAAUUCAAUUCAUCAAGUAAUCAAAUAGAAGGAAAUAUUUUUGUGAAUGGCACUAGAAAAUUGAAGCACUUGGAUUUAGCUGGUAAUUCUUUUACAAAAAUUCCACUCAUUGUGGGAAGUCUUAUCCAUCUCAAGUAUCUAGAUUUGUCGAGCAAUGAUAUAAUUGGAGGGAUACCUUUGAGCAUGGGCAAUCUUAUUUGCUUGGAAUAUUUAGAUUUGCAACACAAUCAUAUCACUGGAGAGUUACCUUUGAGCAUGGGCAACUUCACUAGCUUGAUUCGUUUGGAUGUGUCAGAUAAUGGAUUUUUUGGACUCAUACCAGAUGCUUUGGGCAACCUCACUAGCUUGAUACGUUUGGAUGUGUCAGAUAAUGAAUUUUUUGGACGUAUACCAGAUGCUUUGGGCAACCUCACUAGCUUGGUAUAUUUGAAUAUGCGAUGGAAUGGGUUUUUUGGACAUAUACCGGAUGCUUUGGGCAACCUCACUAGCUUGAUACAUUUGUAUUUGUCAUCUAAUAAAUUUUAUGAAUGUAUACCAGAUGUUUUGGGUAAUCUCAUCAAUUUGAAGGAACUACACCUAUUUGAUAACAAUAUUUCUUGUCAAAUACCAGAAAACAUUGGCAGACUUCAUAAGUUGUCGGAUUUUGAUGCAUCAGGAAAUAACUUGAAUGGGCAGAUACCAUUGAGUUUUGGUGAUCUAUGCAAGUUGAAGACUUUGAAUUUGUAUGAGAAUAAUAUUAGUGGAGAAUUAACAAAUCUAUUUGAUGGUUUGUCUAAAUGUCCACGAGGAUCCAAGUUACAGACCUUCAACAUUUUUGCUAAUAAGUUGAGCGGGUCAGUUCCUUUCAGUUUGGGACAAUUAGCUCAACUACGAUCCUUGGAUAUCUCAUCAAAUUCAUUACGGAACAACAUGACAGAUGCUCACUUUUCCAAGCUAACCAACUUAAUAUAUUUAGAUAUAUCUGAUAACUACUUGAAUUUGAUUUUAUCGGAUGAUUGGCUUCCUCCUUUUCAUGCUGAGGUGAUUGAUAUGAGCUAUUGUCAUUUGGGAACUAGAUUUCCUUCAUGGAUUCAAACGCAAAAAAAAUUGACAAAAUUAGCUUUAUCUGGAGUUGGACUUUACGGAAAUAUUUCAGGUUGGUUCGAUUUCAUUUUCAAUAAUUCACUAUUUCAUCUUGACAUAAGCUCAAACAAUUUGAAUGGUCAGAUACCUUCUCGUCUAAGUACCUUUAUGGAUCUUUCAAAUAACUCCUUUGGUGGAACAAUUGCAUUGAGCUACACAAAAUUUGAAGUCCUUCAAGUAUUAAAGUUGUCUAAUAAUCAUAUCAGUGGUAGUUUCCCGGCCUUCUUUUGCAAUUUCACUAAUUUAAGGAUAUUACAACUAUCCAAUAAUUAUUUAUCGGGCAAAAUCCCAAAUUGCCAUGGGUCAAAUCCAUUUAAUUUGAAUUCCCUGCAUAUGAACAAUAACAAUUUGUCUGGACCAUUUCCUCUUGUCUUAAGAAAUUCUAAAGUAUUAUUUGUUCUUGAUCUUGGUGGGAAUAGAUUUUCUGGUGAAAUACCAAAAUGGGUGGGAAGGAGCUUCCCGUUGCUAAAGAUUCUUCGUUUGAGCUCCAAUUCAUUCCAUGGUGCUAUUCCAAUGAGUAUAGUAAAUCUUUCUCUCCUCCAAAUUUUGGAUCUUUCAUCCAACAAACUUACUGGCAGUAUACCAUCCACCAUUGCAAAUUUUAGUUCUAUGCUUGUGAAACAAAACUACAGUGUUAGUUUGCAUUUUAGUGGUAACUAUUCUAUUUCUUUUGGAUGCCCAUCCUGUGACUAUUUCUCGAAUGGUGACAUGGAGUAUUUGCUCGAUGAUAACAUUAUAAUAACUGCAAAAGGGUCAACCAAUGAAUACACUACAACUCUUAGUGCAGUGGCAAGCAUAGACUUGUCAAACAAUGAGCUUUCUGGUGAAAUUCCAAAAGAGAUCACGGAGCUACAUGGAUUGUGCUUCCUCAACUUGUCCAAAAACCAGUUGACGGGAAGAAUUCCAGAAAAUAUUGGUGUCAUGUCAGAAUUGGAGUCUCUUGACUUGUCAAUGAACCGUCUCACAGGAGAAAUUCCUUUCAGCCUAUCUGCUUUAAACUUUCUCGAAUCCUUGAAUCUCUCUUACAACAAUUUGUCAGGAAAAAUCCCAACAGGAGGUCAAUUGUCAACCUUCAAUGACUCGACCUUAUAUGUUGGCAACGAGGGCCUUUGUGGUGUGCCACUUCCAGAGUGUCCUACUGAUGACGCUAAUCAUUCAACAUCUCAAAUAAGAGAAAAUGAAGAAGGUGACAAGCUUGAAACAAUUCUGAAUUAUACCUUCAUUAUGAUGGGGUUCAUAGUUGGUUUUUGGGCAUAUUUUGGCAUGAUUAUCAUGAAAAAGUCGAUGAAGGUUACUCUCUUCCAGUUGGUGGACAAGAUGUAUGAUUGGAUGUAUGUGCAACUCAGGCUGAAGAUUGCAAAGCUGAAGUUGAAAUGGCAAAAAUGA